This is a messenger RNA of Homalodisca vitripennis (glassy-winged sharpshooter), 3991 nucleotides long. RefSeq names its product agrin-like. The coding region runs from base 38 to 3097 and encodes 1019 amino acids. The record is from RefSeq and is a predicted model, not a curated record. Gene Ontology annotation, molecular function: protein binding. The transcript is spliced from 22 exons. NCBI's taxonomy places the organism in Eukaryota, Metazoa, Arthropoda, Insecta, Hemiptera, Cicadellidae. Gene Ontology annotation, biological process: multicellular organism development; cell differentiation.
GUGCGAGAACGUACAUUGCGCCCACGGUGGUAUCUGCAUGGUCGACCCCAGUGGCCAGACUGUGUGCCGCUGCCCCGUGGACUGCCCUCCUGUCUUCUCGCCUGUUUGUGGCACUGACAGCAAGACUUACAACAACAUGUGUUCCCUCAGGCUCUACUCCUGCAACAACAAGAAAACCAUCCUUGUCCAGCAUUCCGGAGAGUGUGACUCACGGGACCCAUGCCAGAACCGCUCCUGCCCACCGGGUGCCCGUUGCAUCCCUUCACCAGAUGGUCAGUCCGCCAGCUGCCUGUGUCCCAAGCACUGUCCCGUCUACAGCCAACACCUCGCCCUCAACCCCAUCUGUGGCACGGACAACAGAGACUACCGUGACCAGUGCGAGAUGCACCGCACGGCCUGCGAGCAGGAGCUCAUAGUCAACGUCAAGUACGAGGGCCACUGUGAUCCCUGUGCCACCAAGGAGUGCGCUGCGCCCGAAGUGUGUCAGCUGGAUGAAGACCGCCAAGCCGUCUGCCGCUGUGGCGAAGUUUGUGACGAAGAGUUAGCUCCGGUUUGCGGAUCUGAUGGAAACACUUACGCCAACGAGUGUUCACUGCGACUCGAGGCUUGCCGUCUUAAGAAGUCAAUCCGAAUCAUCUUCAGAGGCACCUGCAGUUCUGGUGUAAACCCUUGCAAAGGUGUUGAAUGUUCUUUUGGAGAGGAGUGCACGAUCUCCAAGUUCGGGAUUGCGCAGUGUGAGUGUACGACCUCGUGUGAGCCAGUGGUGCGCCAGGUCUGCGGCUCGGACGGCAAGACCUACGACUCCGAGUGUCAUUUGCGAAAAGCCAGCUGUUUAGACAGAGCCGACUUGUCCGUGGAGUACAACGGUCCUUGCGAUGCAGAGGGGGGCUGCAAGAAUAUUAUUUGUGAGCAUGGAGGAGUAUGUGUCUUGAGGAAAGGAGAACCGGUGUGUGAGUGCCCCUCCUGCCCCCUUCAGUACAACCCAAUCUGCGGCUCUGACGGUUUGGCGUAUAGAAACCUGUGCGAGCUUCGAGCUUCUUCUUGCCGCCAGACGAAAAACAUUGAAACCGUCCAUCAAGGAGUUUGUAAUGGCUGUGAAACAAAGACUUGUGGAUAUUUUUCAACCUGUGAAACUGACAAACUAGGAGUUGCUCAAUGUGUGUGUGUAGAAAACUGUCCCAAGGAUGAAGCCCCUGCUCCGGUCUGUGGAAGUGAUGGGGUAACCUAUGAGAAUAUAUGCGAACUUCGUAAAUUUGUGUGUGAAAGCAAGUUACCUAUAGAACUAGAUUAUGAAGGAGACUGUGAACUGUGCCUUGAUGUGCAAUGCAAGUACGGUGCUAGAUGUCGUGCAGGAGUCUGCAUCUGCCCAUCUGCGUGUCCUGAUGAGUUAGACGAGCCUGUCUGUGCUAGCAACAUGAUGACCUACAAGAAUGAGUGUGACAUGCAGAAACACGCCUGUGCCUUGGACCCUCCGGCAAUGCUAACUGUCAUAUUUUUUGGAGCUUGCAGUAUUAAACUGAAACCUAGUCAUUUAAAGCCGCCACUGAGUAACAAGAGUGCCUCAACUACAGUACCCAGUGUACCUCGAAAUCCAUGCUUGGACAUACAAUGUGACUUUGAGGCCACCUGCGAAAUCGGGAUGGAUGGCUUCCCCCGCUGCUCCUGCCUACUGGACUGUUCCCAGUCCGAGCUGACUCACAUCUGUGGCUCUGACUUCCAUAUCUAUAACUCCACAUGCGCCAUGAAGAUGGAGGCUUGUCAGCGCCAGAAGGAAAUCAGGCUGCGGCCAUUGGACCUGUGCAAUGGUAUGGAAGUGAAACCAUGUAAUGGAGAGGGAGCUGUGGUGGAUUCAGAGACAGGAGAGGAGUUGGACUGUGGUAGCGGACCUCGGCGUCAGGACUGUCCCUUGGACAGUUACUGCCAUCAGACUCCACACUUCGCCAAGUGUUGUCCGAAAGAGGCUGGAGUGUACCUGAAGAGCUGCCAGGAUUCCUGGUAUGGAUGCUGCCCAGACAAGAAGACUCCUGCUCAGGGACCUGGACAUCUGGGCUGUCCUUCCUUGUGUGGUUGCAACAAAAUAGGAUCAUACUCCGAAGCUUGUGUGGGGGAGACGGAGCAGUGCCAGUGCAAACCAGGGGUGGGGGGACUUAAGUGUGACCGUUGUGAACCUGGUUUCUGGGGACUGCCAAAGAUCACCAGUGGCUACCAAGGAUGUUUAACUUGUGCAUGCUCUACUCUGGGCUCUGUGCGUGAAGACUGUGAGCAGAUGACAGGCCGCUGUGUUUGUAAGCCCGGGGUCCAGGGACACAAGUGUGACACUUGUGUGGACAGCCAGCUCACCCUUACAGCUAACGGAUGCACCUUAGAGGUGGAGAGCACUACCACCUCAGUGUGUGAUGACAUCAGCUGUUUUUAUGGUGCAGCCUGUGAGGAGACUCCUGAUGGUCCUCAAUGUGUCUGUACAUUGACCUGUCCUGAUGACGAUCUUCAAGAAAUGGUGUGCGGUGAUGAUGGGAAACUGUAUGCCUCAAAAUGCCAACUGAAACUAUUUGUGUGUCAAGUUCAGAAACAGAUCGAAAUUGAAGACAUGACCUAUUGUGCUGAUGAUGUGAUAUCAGUAACUGAACUACCAUUAAAACAGUGGACUUUGGCUGAUACUUUCACAGAGAUUGAAGAAAUAAGCUCUUCAUUAACAAAGUCUGUUCGACAUUUGUUUAUACCACAACCAAAACGCCCACUGCACCGGAUUGGACCAGGUAUGCUCCCACCUCCAGAUACUAUUAACACCCCAGUCACAGUCCACAUGCAGCAUUCCCUCAUUGGAGAUAAGUGCCUUAAUGACAGAGACUGUACAGUUGAAAACAGUAUUUGUAUCCAUGGCAAGUGUUCUUGCCUUCAACAAUUCACACGUUCUACUGAUCGGCAGGCGUGUUUAAAUUUUUUAAACAACUGUGGCUUAAAUCCCUGCAACAAUGGGGGAACAUGUGAGAUAUCUGAGUUGACAGGGUUGCCAACAUGUUCCUGUCCCAAAGGCUUUCAAGGAACAUUUUGCACAGAAAGGCUUGUUCCUAAGAGUGAGCUUUACUAUAAACUGUGAAGUACCUGCGUUUAAUGGACAUUCGUAUCUGCGGCUGAAAGAACUGUUGGCUUACUUCAAUUUCAGCAGUAAGAUCGAGUUAAAGAGUAGUGAAGGAGUUUUAUUUUUUAGCCAACAGCAUUCAAAUGAAACUGGAGACUUCAUUUCUCAUGCUUUAGUUGAGGGAUUUGUUGAAUUCAGAUUCAACUUUGGAAAUGGAAUGUUUUCUUUAAAAGUCAACUGAUAAAAAGCUUCAAAUAUCACUAAGUGGUAGCCAAACGUCACCAGUAGGAUGAAUUUCUGCAACUUGAUAACCCAAAAUUAGACUCUGACCAAUCUAUUGGCAAUACGAAGUGUUUUAGAAUUACAAAGGAUGUUUUAUUGGUUACAGACCACAACAUAUAACAGUAUUGCAACGAUUGGCAUGAAGUAAAUGAUUCUGUUCAAGAAUGUCCGAUAAUGAAACUCCAGGACUGCAUCUGGGAAUAAAAAAUUAUGAAAAACAAUUAACUUGUCAAAAAGCAAGAACAGAGUUCUCAAAUCAACAUUUAAUAUUUUUGAGUCCACAAGAAAUCCAUGUUUUGGCCAUUCUUGGAAAAAAUAAUCCAACAUACAAACCGGACACACAAUUACUGAUGCUACUACCAGCGUUACUAUGCAGGUAUGCAAAAACAGUACCAGCAAUAACCACUGAGAAAGCUAAACAUGCUCAGCAAGUAGCAAUAGACAAGAUAUCGUCAACAAUUGAUUUAACUCUGUGCAAUGAUCCAGCUUUAACUGAUCCCCUAUAACUACUGCUUAAUCAAUGUCAACUGUUACUUAAGUGGAUCGUAAUGUUGUUAGAAAUAAAAAUUAUUGUUUAGAGAUCUUUGGUAAGAAAUAUGUUAAGAUUUUAUAAAUGCUUUUAUUUUUAUA